Messenger RNA from Dimorphilus gyrociliatus, 2571 nucleotides. NCBI's taxonomy places the organism in Eukaryota, Metazoa, Annelida, Polychaeta, Dinophilidae. The record is from the annotation of a GenBank genome assembly.
AGUAUAAAAAUGGAGAGCAUCUUAUCAAAUAACUUUGACAUUCAUGGAAAAUCUUUUGACGUUGAUCUAAACGAGAGUAGAAUCUUUUGGAGAUCGGAUCACGAAGGAGAAGAGAUUGGCGAGAAAGUUAUUAUUGAAAAUAUUUUAUCAGCUGACAGAAUUGAUGUAACCAAAUUCAUAUUACACUAUAUCGUUCAUUUGGAUGAAAAAAUACAUAAAUGGGAUGUAGCUCAUGUGCAAUUUUCCUGUCAUUCCUCAGAUGUUUGUAAACUUUGGGUUGAUUCUUUACAUAACAUUGUAAAGAAAAAAAAUUCUGGUAUAAGACCUAAGAAUCUGUUAGUUUUUAUAAACCCUUUAGGUGGUAAAGGAGCAGGUAUAAGGGUUUAUGAGAAACUUGUCGCACCACUCUUCCGCUUGGCAUCCAUUAAUGCAGAUGUAAUCGUUACAAGAUAUCGAGGUCAUGCUAGAAAGAUGCUACAAGUUUACAAUCUGGAUGCAGUAGACGGAGUUGUAUCUGCUGGAGGUGACGGUUCUUUUACAGAAUGCUGUAAUGGUUUAAUCAGCAAAGCCAUGAUUCUUUCGAACAGGAAUGAGCACCAUUCCGACGUUGAAUUCGUCCAAUCAAAGGUUAAAGUUGGAAUAAUUCCAACAGGAACUAAACAAGGCUCUGUCAGAAUGGCUAUUGGUACAGAUGACCCCGUUACAGCUGCACUUCAUAUAAUUAAAGGACAUUCAUUUUCAAUGAAAUCGUAUACAGUUCAUAAUGAUGGAAAGUUAAUAACUUGCGGUAAUUUAAUAUGCGGUCAUGGCUUUUAUUCCGACUCAGUUUUGGAAUGUGAAAACAACUUGUGGAUGGGCGAGGCAAGAUAUCCGUUUUCUCUUUUCAAGACCAUAAUGAAUCAUCGUAUUUUUCCCGCUGCUCUUGAAGUUUUACCGGUUAACAGUAAAGACUGGUUGAAAGUUUCUGGAGAAUUUAUUAAUAUAGAGAUGGCAGCUAGAGAUAUAUUUGGUCAUAAGGAAUUGGAGACGGCGCAUGGAGAGCCAAUAGCCUUUCUCCACCUGACGAGAAAGUGCAGUAGAAUUCAACAACUAAAGCACAUAUACAGAAUGUCCGGCUUUAAAUCGACUACCUACGAUUUUCCUUUCAUUGAAAGUCACGAUAUUGAAGCAUUUAGAAUGCAUUUAACACCAGAAGAGGAUGGUCUCACUGAAUUUUUAGAUUAUAUAAAUGUUGAUGGUGACGCCUUUCGUAUCACUCAUCCAAUAGUUGAUGUAAAAAUUCAUGGUAAUCUUAUUCAAGUUUAUGGUAUAGGCUUAUCGGCUAAGGAAGCUAUUAAAGAAUUAUUACAAUUCGUUGAUAUUGUUGAAUUAAAACAAGCUCUCUUUAAAGAUGACAUAUUAACUGCUUAUGAAUUUGACAUGAUUAUUAAGAAGAAUACUACAAGAGCCGAGAGAUGUCGAUCCUUAAUAUUGGCCGUAAGACAGAAAGGCUUCCCACCCUCUGUUUUAAGCGAUAUUUUAGAUAGGAAUCAUCCUGACCUGGCUGCCCUAAUUGAAAGAGAUUGGAAUUCAGUCGAAAGUAUGGAUGAAAAGUCGUUUAUGGACAUGAUUAAAGAUGAGGAGAAGAAAAGAUCAAUUAAAGAAGUUUCCAGCGAAUUAAGAAAGUUCUGCCAGAUCGAAAAUGAUAUGCAGCAGGAAUUGCGCGAAUUAAGGGAAAAAGUUCGUACUCUAUAUGAAGAACAUGAUGAAUUGAGGAUGUAUGAACAAGCUCAAAUAGAAUUAAGUGAAAUGAAGCAAAGGCAGAACACGAAAAUAGAGAAUUUAGUUCACCAACUAAGCAUGUCGAAAGAGAAAAUAGACAAGAUACCAACUUGCUUGUUAUUGGGUGAUUGCCAGACUGGGAAGUCUAGUCUGUUACAAAGGUUCUUCUACGAUACUUUUGACCAAAUCUACAUUCCAACCGUCUACGACGAAAUGACUGUUGAGACAACGAUUUACGAUAUUGAAAGACGACUACGUAUUAUUGACAUGGGUGGAGGCGAUCGUUAUUCUGCGUUAAGGCCAUUUAUUUACGAAAAAGCUAUUGCUGUAGCUUUGUGUAUCGACUUAACAAAUCCAACUUCUAUUACUCAAAUUGUCCAAAAAUGGUUGCCAGAUUUGCGUUGUUACAAUUCUCGAGCUGCAUGUAUGAUCCUAGGAUUAAAAACUGAUUUAAGAAAGGACGAAUCUGCUGUUGAGCGUUACUGUCAGUAUUAUGGCUUAGACACGGAGGAAUUUGAAACUCAUCAAAGGCAUAUUAUAGGAAAAUUAGUUGGAAAAGAUGGUGUUAUUAGCUACGUUGAAUGUUCAGCUCACGAUUACGAAUCUAUAUCUACAGCUUUAAAUAAUCUCUUUCAAAUAGCCGUAAAUUUUCACGAUUCUUCCGACGAUGAAAUUCGUUCAAGGUUUGGGAAUGCUCUAAAAAGAGUAUCGGACUGGAUUACUGUAGUCAAGAAAAGAUUUCAGACAAGUUUCGAAAGAUUACGAGUGUCGGUUAGAGAGAGAAUGGGAUGGCAACCAGAAUGGGUUUAG